This is a messenger RNA of Aspergillus alliaceus, 1371 nucleotides long. RefSeq names its product alpha/beta hydrolase. Gene Ontology annotation, molecular function: hydrolase activity. NCBI's taxonomy places the organism in Eukaryota, Fungi, Ascomycota, Eurotiomycetes, Eurotiales, Aspergillaceae. The coding region runs from base 85 to 1254 and encodes 389 amino acids. The transcript is spliced from 2 exons. The record is from RefSeq and is a predicted model, not a curated record.
CUUUAAACAUUUAAUAGAUGUUCAAGUGUACUCUAGAGUGCACCACUACCCAGUCCUCAGGGCCAGAAACCACGAGCUACAGCCAUGGGCAUCCCAGAGCCUAACCCUCCCCCUCCCAUCACUACCAGGGACAUUAUAGCUGUAACAACAUUUCUACUCAUCCAAGCACCCUGGACAAUCCUCCGAACAACCCUAACCCAUCUCACGCAAAUACCCAACCGCCCACCACUCUUAAAAGAUCUCACCCGAUCUCUCAUCCGCAAUGCCUUCAAAUCUCUCCCCCUCUCAAUCCACAACACCUCCCUAAACAACUACAAACCAGGCUCUCAGACUCUCUCCUCACCCCGAUACACCCACCUGAAAGUCCACCUCUUCCACCCCAUUCACCGACCCCCCUUCACAGCCUACUGGAUCACCCGCGGCCUGUCUACCCAACUCCCCCCCAACAAAGCAGACAUAGUAAUCUACCACAUGCGCGGAAGCGGCUACGCCCUCGGCCACCCAGCAGCCCACCUCCCCGCCCUCCUCUUCCUCGCCGAGAUCCUAGAAAAGAGGGGUCUAAAACCUGCCAUCUUCUCUCUGGACUAUACACUCGCCCAGAACGCACCCUUCCCGAAACAAAUCGAUGAGGCGCUCGCAGCAUAUGGAUACCUCCUUGAAGAGGAGGGGAUAGAUCCUGAAAGGAUAUGCCUGAUGGGUGAAUCUGCGGGGGGGCAUCUUGCUUUGGCUUUUUUGGUUGCGCUUUCUCUUAGUCAUUCUGGGGUUGGGGCUAAAUAUCCGCGUCCGGGCUCGGCGGUUUUGCUUAGUCCAUGGAUUGAUCUUUUGCUUGAGUCCCCGCGGACCAGGGAUCUCGAGAAGAGGGAUUAUAUGUCUGGGUCUUUUUUACGGGAGAGCGGGGAGAGGGUUCUAUCUUCUGAUACUGAUAUGAGACUUCGGGGGCUUUUUGGGAAUUUUAGGACUUCGUCUACUCGUCGUGGAGGGUGGGAGGCCAUUCUUCCUACUAGGAUUUGGGUUUCUGCUGGUGCAGAUGAGAUCUUUGCAGAUGAUAUUGUUGGGUUUGUUGAGCGGGCGAGGGGUGAAGGGGUUGCGGUUGAGUUGGAGGUUCAGGGAGGGAAGUGUCAUUGUUGGCAGAGUGGAGAGGCGCUUUUGUGUCAGAGGAAGGUUUUGGGGAUGGCGAUGGAUGAGGAUGGGGUGGAGGGGAUGAUGCCUGGGCUUGUGGGGGUGGCGGGUGCUGUUGCUGGAUUUCGGGUAUAGAGUAUAAAUUACGUUUUAAGAGGUGUAUUGUGGCUUUUUGAUUUCUAGAUUGCAUUGUUUUAUAUACCUUUUGAGAUAGAUGAGCUUAAAAUUAUUUAUUCAACAUCCAAACCGCGG